Theobroma umbraticum is the source of this 1625-nucleotide messenger RNA. RefSeq names its product Regulator of chromosome condensation (RCC1) family protein (gene RUG1). The record is from RefSeq and is a predicted model, not a curated record. Lineage: Eukaryota; Viridiplantae; Streptophyta; Magnoliopsida; Malvales; Malvaceae.
GUUGAGAAAAGAGUACAACGAGGACGUUGCAACUCGUCACUGGCAGAACCAUCGGGAAAACAAGAUGUGGAGAAACUCCCUAAGAAAAACCAAAUUCAUGAGUGGAGAGCUAGAAUUCUUACUGUGGAGAAGAGGUUUAAGUUCGUCAGGCUCGGGAGAGCCCACCAGGAGAUUUGCUGCGGUGUGGGGGAAUGGGGAUUAUGGGCGGUUGGGUGUUGGAACUUUGGACUCUCAAUGGAGACCUAAGCCUAUCCAUUGCUCUUCCUUUCAGGACCAAAGCCUCAAGUCCGUUGCCUGCGGUGGCGCCCAUACUCUCUUCUUAACAGAAAGUGGGAGGGUUUAUGCCACUGGUCUCAAUGAUUUUGGACAGCUAGGUUCGUCAGACUCUAUGAAUUACACUCCAGAGCCAAUUGAAGUUUCAGGACUUACAAAGGAAAUUGUGCAAAUUUCUGCUGGUUAUCAUCACUCUUGUGCUAUUACAGUGGAUGGGGAGCUUUACAUGUGGGGGAAGAACUCAAGUGGACAGCUUGGACUUGGAAAAAAGGCUGCAAAAGUGGUUCAUGUUCCAACCAAAGUAGAAUGCUUGAGUGGGCUUACAAUUAAGACAGCAGCUUUGGGUUCAGAGCACACUGUUGCUGUUACUGAUGGAGGUGAGGCCUUAAGUUGGGGAGGAGUAGCAUCUGGAAGACUUGGUCAUGGCCUUGAGCCAAGCAUUUUUGGGUUCUUAACAAGCACCAGUGAAUAUACACCGAGGCUUAUAAAGAAAUUAGAGGGUAUCAAGGUUACAAGAGUUGCAGCUGGGUUGCUGCAUUCAGCAUGCAUUGAUGGUAUUGCAGAAAAUGGGUCUUUAUUCAUAUUUGGCGAGAAAGUGGUAACUGAUCUUGGCUUUGGAGGGGCCAAGAAUGCAACAAUGCCAUCCAUGAUCAGCGCAUUGCCAUAUUCAGAAGCAGUGGCAUGUGGUGGCUACCACACGUGUGUUGUAACAAGAGGUGGGGAACUUUACACUUGGGGCUCAAAUGAGAAUGGUUGCCUUGGUAUCGGUUCUACAGAUGCUUUUCAUUUACCAGAAAGAGUUCAAGGUCCUUUUCUGAAAUCUCCUGUUUGCAAGGUCUCUUGUGGUUGGAAGCAUACAGCAGCAAUUUCAGAUGGCGAGGUCUUCACAUGGGGUUGGGGAGGUUCUGAUGGAACAUUUUCUGAAGAUGGGCAUUCUUCUGGUGGACAACUGGGCCAUGGAAGUGAUGUAGAUUACAUAAAACCUACAAUGGUCCACUUUGGGGAAAAUGUUAAAGCGUUGCAGAUAUCAUGCGGAUUCAAUCAUACUGGUGCCAUACUUGAAUACAUGUAAGCUUCGGCUUUAAGUUUAGCACGUGAGAUGUGCUUUUUUAUAUAUUUUUUUGGUGCGCAGACUGAUGGGUUGCAUUCUUUCGUCUAUCUGCUGAUUCUUUUAUAAUGUAAACAGCAAUAUGUUGUCAUUUAACAAGUCAACUAUACGUACCUGUUUAUACUUGUCCACUCUAGAAGAAUGACACACUUAAUGCAGUGGAUGGAAAUCUUAAUACUUUCAGCAUGUAAAACAGUGUGUAUAACAUAUAUUAUAUAUUCAAUAAAAGAUCAAGUUAUAGAAA